UACUUUCCACUUGCUAUUUCCAUGAAGCACACUCCUAUAGGUUGUUGUCUUUGUACAAAGCAGAAAGAGCUAAUAAGAGAACUUAGAACUUAAAAGAGUCACAAGCCAGAAUUUGAGAAAUUGCUUCUGGAAAGUGAAAAGAUACAACCUUUGCUUUCAGAAAAAGCCAUAAGCAGGUGUGAUGGGAUCUACAUUUAUUGAUGAAUAUGCUAUCCAACAAAUAAUUGAUAUUCCAGAAAACAUUGAUCCUGCAAUAAGAUGGCCAGAGUGCUGUAUCUACAAGAUCCCUAAGAGUCUGUUGAAGGUGAAAGAGGAUUCCUAUGAUCCUCUCUUGAUCUCAAUUGGCCCUAUUCACCAUGGUAAUACCAAGCUAGAAGAAAUGCAGCACCACAAACACACAUAUUUUCAUUUCUUCUCGGAACGCCUACAGAACAAACGCGUCCUAGAGGACUUCAAGGCCUUCAUUGAACAACAAGAGCAGAUUAUAAGGCGUUGUUACCAGCCGAAGUUCCCUCACAUCGGAAGCGAACAAUUAGUGAGGAUUAUUCUGCUGGAUUCUAUUUUUAUCAUGGAGCUCUUUCUGAGGGAAGCGAAACGGUGGAAACACAAAGAUGAUUAUGUAUUGACUCAACCAUGUCUUAGCAAAAGCAUCCAGAGGGACUUGCUGCUGCUUCAGAACCAGCUUCCAAUUCAAGUUUUGGAGAAACUCUAUGAGACUUGUGUCCCAAGCAAUCUCAAAGAGCAUUCCAGAUUCAUUAGGCUUGCUCAUGAGUACUUUGCAUCUUAUUACCCUUAUCAGAAAUCUUCUGAGAGGAAGUUCGAGCCGAAGAAGUGGGAGAAAUCGCUGCAUUUCACUGAUUUGGUUCGAUGUUCUUAUCUCCCCACGAACCUGAGUUUCAACGAUGACAAGAGUCGCCACACUUACUCGCAAAAGGAAUGUAUGCUGAGGACUGCGACAAAGUUGAAUGAAGCCGGAAUAAGCUUCGAGAAGGUUCAUAAUAGAUCCUUGCUAGACAUAAAGUUUGAGAGGAAGAGAUUCUUCAGCUGGUUUCUCUGCUUGGGUUGCUUCCCAUAUUCCAAGUGUUUUAAGGCUAGAUUUCAGUUCCCACAGUUAAAAGUAGAUCACACAACAGAAUGUGUUCUUAGGAACCUAAUAGCAUUUGAGCAGUGUCACUAUCCUGAGGAGCCUUACAUUUGCAACUAUGUUUCUCUGAUUGAUUCUCUUAUUCACACCAAGGAUGAUGCAGAAUUGAUGGUUGAGAAGGAAGCUAUUGUCCAUGAACUUGGAAGUGACAAGGAAUUGGCAACACUGGUUAAUAGUCUAUGCAAACAUGUUGUGACAAAUAAAACAUGUUACCAACAAAUCAUUGGAGAUCUUAACGAACAUUACAACAAUGGUUGGAAAUGGACUAUGGGAACACUGAGGUGGGUGUACUUCCGGGACCCUUGGAGAAGCAGUUCUACCAUUGUAGGGAUAGCUGUUCUAAUAUUCACCAUCUUCAACUUCUGUCGAGUUGUUCAAUUAAUCUUUUAGUUUAUUCUGUUUUAUGUAUGUUUAAUGGUUGAACAUGUAACUCUAGUUUCCAUAUACUAAUAAAAUGGCCAAUUUGGGAAAAAA
Arachis stenosperma is the source of this 1618-nucleotide messenger RNA. Its product is annotated as UPF0481 protein At3g47200-like. The record is from RefSeq and is a predicted model, not a curated record. The coding region runs from base 182 to 1534 and encodes 450 amino acids. The transcript has 2 exons. NCBI's taxonomy places the organism in Eukaryota, Viridiplantae, Streptophyta, Magnoliopsida, Fabales, Fabaceae.